GAAAUAGCGGAUAGCGAGCAGCGUCUCUACCAAGCGGCGCUGUCAUGUGCCCGGGCCGAGGGGCUGUGCCGUGAUGAGAUCGACAACUGCGCGUUCUACAAAGAGGACUGCUUGUUCAUGGCGAACUUGUGCCUCAAGACUUGCGGUCGGUGCGUUGGAAGCGUCGACAAAGAACCUGACCCAUACUCAUCUGACUAUCCUGCGGUGCUUGUCGACUAUGAUGUAUACUACGCAAUGCAAGGCUUCACCGAUCCUGACGCCCAAACUGACAAUCAGAAAGAAUUUGACGACAGCUCAGUGGAAGCCAUCGAGUUCAUCCGUAAGUCUCUGGAGGUGGAAGACGACAGCAGUGAUGCUAAACCAAAUUUUGCCGAUAUAAAGCCACUUCCUCAUCCUUCUGUAUCAGGUUACGUUCCACACACAACUUCAGCGGAUCUCGUUACCGAUAGCGAUGGUGGCUAUCGUUCCGACCUAAGGCUUGACGUCGAAUUUCUUGACUUCGAUUCGUUUUUACGAAGAACCAAUAGCAGUCAAGACCAAAUCUUGUCAAAACGGUCUAUGCCAGUGGACAACAUAAAGUUCAUUACGCACUUCAUCAGGCAGCUUAGAGGAACCGUUCCAGACUCUGCAAGCCUACAACGCUCACUCUAUCGACUCAACCGAAUUGUGACAUUCUACGAAGGACGUCAAGAUCCACGGUUUGUACAAGAAGUCGUAAAUUAUUUUGUGGCGCCCCAGCGAGAUCGGAACACAGUCGCCAACUCACAACAAGACUUCUUGGAUUCUCUGAUAUCUUACAGGACCGUACCUCCCAGUGCUCCUUGAACUACAUCUCACGUUGUUCCUUGAACCGUACCUCACACUGCCCAUUUGAACCGUGCCUCACACUGCCCAUUUGAACCGUGCCUUUCGAGAUUCUCUUGAACCAUACUGUACGCUAUCCAACUGAAACGCUCCUGAAGAUGUUACUUGAAAAGUUCAUUACGAUGCCCCCUGAACCACUUCUUACGAUGUCCUCUUGCUCGUUGCCCUCUUGGCCCUCUUACGACGCUCCUUGAACCGCUCCUCACGAUGAGCUGCCCUUUUUUACACGAUGCCUUGUAAGAAUAUUUCAAUGCACAAUAACGCAUGAAAAAAAACAAUUUCCUCGAAUUCUCUGAGCAAGCUUGAUACUUCAUCAUUUGUUGAAUUAUACGUAUUUGAUUAUAUCAAGUGCUUGAUCAUUUUGUGAGAAUUUCUUUUCUGACCGUCGGACGGUCGCCAUAUAUUUUACAGAACCACAGUAUGAUUCAUGUUUAAAAAGUCCGUCACUGAAAGAAAUCCAGUAUUUUCGCUGAGGAUCAUGAAGUUAUUCUUUGGUUCAGGGUCCAAAAUUUUCGCCGUAUCCAUCUGACUCGUUAAUUUGUUUGCGCUUGGCAGUGAAAGUUUUAGCGUCCCCUAAGCUGAGCAGCUCGAAUCAAAUUAAGUUUCAUUGAUUGCUUGGAGUUCAAAAUAAAGUUUCAUUUAACUGCCUGGAGUUUCGUUUAAAAUAAAAAAA
Messenger RNA from Hyalella azteca, 1537 nucleotides. RefSeq lists its product as uncharacterized. The record is from RefSeq and is a predicted model, not a curated record. The transcript is spliced from 2 exons. Bases 118 to 825 code for a protein of 235 amino acids. Lineage: Eukaryota; Metazoa; Arthropoda; Malacostraca; Amphipoda; Hyalellidae.